This is a messenger RNA of Fusarium proliferatum ET1, 1401 nucleotides long. RefSeq lists its product as uncharacterized. The transcript is spliced from 2 exons. The record is from RefSeq and is a predicted model, not a curated record. Gene Ontology annotation, molecular function: N-acetyltransferase activity. Lineage: Eukaryota; Fungi; Ascomycota; Sordariomycetes; Hypocreales; Nectriaceae. The coding region runs from base 1 to 1401 and encodes 466 amino acids.
AUGAUUGCCAGGUUUUUUGGGCAGAAGAGCUCUAGAGGCCCGGAUGAGGAAGCAAGAAUCCUGAGAAAACUAAGUCCUAACGAAUGCUUUCAAAGCGCUCAGCAUUUACUAAGAAUUUAUAUCGGAUGCGCUCUAUCUUGCCGCUACGUUAUACCAGAAGCACUUUUGGCCUUGGAUACAGACUCAUUUAAACAUGCAAUUGAGAGUGCAUUUGCACGUGCCAUUCUUCAACAUCCAGCUUUAACCGUCGGUCGGAUCGAUGAUAACACCAAAUCACCGCUCUGGGUUCGCCUAGAUCGUAUCGACUUUAACAACCAUAUAACAUGGUCUGGACCGUCUGAAGACACCGAGAAUUCUCUUAGUGAGGUCCUGGAACGGCAGGUCAAUGACCCAUACCUCAACCUCGAGAGACAGCCCUGCUGGAGGGCGGUGAUACUUCAGUUGUCUGGGACAAAGUUCAUGGAUGUCGUAUUUGCAUGGGAUCAUUCGGCAGGUGAUGGAAAGAGUGGAAAGAUAUUUCACGAUACUUUUCUCGCUUGUCUUAAUACGCCAGAAUCCAACAGUAUCACUCUGGAGAACCGAUCUUUUGACGUUCCUGCUACUCCCCACACACCUCCGAUGGGUCAAUUAAUAGAUCUUCCUAUCUCUCUAGGCUACAUUGUAUCAGAACUAAGCCGCGAGUUUCUUCCGCAAUUAUCAGCUAAACCUCACACGGCGACUUGGGCGCCUAUUUUCGCUGAACCAGCAAAGACUCGACUUUCAUGGAUAAGGGUUACAAAAGAAGCCUUCCCGUCAGUAUUGGACGCUUGUCGAAUGCAUGAGACAACCUUGACUGCACUUUUAAACACACUCCUCAUGGUAUCAAUAGCGACGAGACUCUCUGAGGACACGGCGCGAGCAUUCUCAUGCGGAACACCUAUUUGUUUCAGGCAAUUCCAAGUUGCAAAAUCUGAUAUUGAUUGUAACAAGACGGUUAUGAACUGUUAUGCCUACUGGCCCUUUAUCUUUGAAAAGGGUCUUGUUUCAACCAUCCGCCAGCGGUUCAGCGAUGCCAAAGCGAACCCCGAUUUAGAUUCAAAUCUUGAGGAUGCCCUUUGGGACGUUGCUAGAACCAUAAGAGAAGGAUUGCUGGCGAAGCUGAGUCAGGGUACCAAGAAUGAUACGGUGGGCUUGGCUAAGUUCAUUGGUGAUUGGCCGUCAUACUUCAAAGGCCUUAGCAAGACGCGCGAGCAUGCCUUUGAAUUAAGCAACUUGGGCGUCAUCCAAGGUAGACUUCCGGAGAACGGCGAUGGUGAGGGCAAGUGGAGUAUCGAUGGUGCCAGUUUCGCUCAGAGCUCGCCUUCUUUCGGAGCAGCAUUGACUCUGAAUGUUAUCCAAAGGUGGGGAAUUGGUUAUAAGUAA